AUGAAGCGCGUUACAGGCCUGACCGCCGUCGCCGUCGCUAUUACGAUUCUGACCGGAUGUUCGGCUGACGAGUCGGAUCUGUGGCCUUCGCUCGAAGCGACCGAUCCAGGAGGCAGCGCGCAGACCGCCCAGCAGCAGGCCCCAGUCGGCGGGCCGCUCCAGCUCAACACGGGCGUCUUCGAACCGGCCGGCGUGACACCGGGCCAGCCCACAGGUACGGCCGUCGGUGAGAGGGUGCAGGGACUGCGAACCGACCUUCAGCGCUUGCAGACACAGGUCGGCGAAGAGAACCGGCUGCUCCAGCAGUACCGGGGCGACGCCCGGGAAACCGCCCGCGACUACAACACGAUGGUCAGCACCAUCAACGCGCGCCUCCAGACCGGCACGACUCCGGGCAAUCCCGAUCUCGUACAGCUUUGGAACCAGUCGCAACUCGAACUGUCCCAGGUUGCGACCUCGAUCAACAACAUGAACGCGCUGGCCGCCAAUACCGGCGCCACGGCGUCACUUUCGACCUUCCUGCUCGACUCCGUGCGCGCGACCUACGGUUUGCAGGGCGCCGUCGACGAGGACCAUCGGCAACUCGCCAUCCUGGAGGACGAAACCAACCAGACCGUGGUUUUGAUCGAACGCCUGCUGACCGAGCUGACGGAGGACGUGCAGCGUCAGACCGCCUAUCUCGCUUACGAGCGUUCGGAGCUGACAGCCCUGUCCGUCGCGAUCCGGAACGGCGAGUUCUUUGCCGGUAGCCUGGGCAACCGCUCUUUCGGGAUCGCGCCGCCGCCGCCCUUGGGCGGCGCUGCCGGUCUUGUCGGCCGGACGCAGCCGCUGGUCGUGAUCCGCUUCGACCAACCGAGCGUCGAAUACGAACCGGCGCUCUACGGCGCCGUCAACCAAGCCUUGUCGGCGCGGCCCAACGCCGGCUUCGACGUCGUGUCGGUGGCCGCAGGCUCCGGCGCGCAGGGUCAGGUCGCCUUGGCCAGCGGCCGCUCCGUGCGGAACGCCGAGGCGGUGGUCCGCUCCUUGACCGAUAUGGGUCUGCCGGCCGACCGGGUUUCGAUCUCGGCGGCGACCAACCCGGCAGCGGCAGUGAACGAAGUCCACAUCUACCUUCGCUAG
Messenger RNA from Symbiodinium necroappetens, 1119 nucleotides. The record is from the annotation of a GenBank genome assembly. NCBI's taxonomy places the organism in Eukaryota, Dinophyceae, Suessiales, Symbiodiniaceae.